Knipowitschia caucasica is the source of this 219-nucleotide messenger RNA. NCBI's taxonomy places the organism in Eukaryota, Metazoa, Chordata, Actinopteri, Gobiiformes, Gobiidae. The record is from the annotation of a GenBank genome assembly.
AUGAGAGGGGCUAGUGGGAGCCGUGGAGAGGAGGACGCGAGAGAGGUUGAGCACGACGUUAGAAGCCUACGGUCGUUAGUGCAGGAGGGAGAGGAGUGGACGCGAGGUGAGAGAGAUGAGAGCAGUGAGGACGAGACAGAGGGAGAGGACGCGUGCAGAGAGGAGAGGAGCAGAGAGGCGAGAGAGCGUGAGCGUGAGCCAGGAGAGAAGAUCGUGUGA